AUGAUCAACAGCAUGGAGAAGAAACUCCGUGAGGAAGCUGGCAAGAAGGUGCGGCAAACUUUGCAGAACUUUCAAGCUUAUUGCGACUCGGAGAUGAAGAAGGCCGCGUCCAAGCAAGAGGGCAAGCAGUCUGAACUCGAAGAUCUGCAGACAAAGAUCGAUGCAGCUACUUCGAAGUCGGCUGCGCUCAAGGAAGAGGUCGUUGACCUCCAGAAGGCGCUAGCAACCAUCGGGGAGUUCCAGGUGAAUGCAACCAACAUGAGGCAGAAGGAGAAGGCACAGUUCGCAAAGACCAUGCCGGAGGUGCAGGAGGGUCUCGACGGCGUGAAGAUGGCCCUGAAAGUCCUCCGAGAGUACUACAAGGGAACGGAGGCUGCAACCGAGCGUGGAGGAACCGCCACAGGAGUCAUCGGCAUGUUGGAGGUUGUGGAGUCCGACUUCGCCAAGAACUUGGCAGAGAUGCGCGUGGCCGAAGCAACUGCUCAGGAAGACUUCAAGAAGGAGAUGCAGGACCUCGAACUGGAGAAGGCCCGCAAGGAGCAGGAUGUGAAGUACAAGGUGCAGGAAGCGCAGCGCCUGGAUGUGGAGCUUCAGGAGUUUCGGUCCGAUUCGGACAGCGUGCAGACUGAGCUGUCUGCCAUUCAAGAGUUCAACAGUGGGCUGCAGGCCGAAUGCACAGUCACUCCUGCCUCCUACGAGGAACGACGGGCAAAGCGCCAGGCCGAGAUCGAGGGCCUCAAGUCUGCCCUGGAGACCCUGGAUGCAGAGAGCGGCACAGGGCUUGUGCCGGGCUCUUAG
This is a messenger RNA of Symbiodinium natans, 798 nucleotides long. NCBI's taxonomy places the organism in Eukaryota, Dinophyceae, Suessiales, Symbiodiniaceae. The record is from the annotation of a GenBank genome assembly.